AUGCCAUUGUGGCCGUUUCGGCGCGGCACCCGCCGAAAACGCGGCCGGGCUACCACCACCGACAACGAUGAGCGCGGCGCGACAGCCAUCGCCGUCAACCCCAACGGCCACGCACCAGAACGGCAAUCGAGCAAAAGACAACGAACGGGAUCAAACAAACUCUACCGGCGGCCUCGCGCAUACAGCUUCUCCCCUGGGCGCGAGGAUUCCGUACAGGUUGGAAGGAAACGGAUUAUUGGGGGGCAGCGUGACGGAGACACACCAAUGCCAGACGCUGGGAACGACACCCGAAUUGAUGAAUAUGGCGUGGACGCCGUGAGAGACAACAUGCUGUGGCGAGUUCCGACGCUUCAUGGCAAGAAGGAUGGGGACCGCCCGUUGCGGAAGCUGUCGAGCAAGAAACGCCGGAGGGAUGAUCGUCAACGUGAAGCCGAGAUCAAGGCAAUGAGCGCUUUCGCACCCGUUCGCCCCGCUGCUGAAGAUUGGACGGCUGGCCGGCCGAUGAGAAAAGAUACGAAACGGUACCGACCUGGGUUCGGCGGCGGCGAUGUCAAGGGUUCUGAGCUCGAGAGGUACAAUCGGUCAUCAGAUAUCUCGUUACCGCUCGCCGAAUCCAUCGAUUCUGCCCUUUCCUCGGAUUCAGAUUACAUCUCGUAUAAGGUUUCCGCCUUCGAAUCUCUUUCGCCACGGCCAACAUUGCGCUACACGACCAACCCGCGAGCCGGACCCCAUGUACAGGGAAGCACAGGUGUAGCCCGAAGCCCGUCUCAAUUCCAGACGAGGUUAACUGAACCAAUCCCCGAGGCAACGUUGAAGGCGCACAAGCGGGUCGACAACCUUGCCGACGACCUCAGUGCCAGCGACUUGCGUGAGUUGAUGGAGCGGGAUCAACGACGACGGGCCCGGAGAAAGCAGCUGGAACAAGAGAAAUUAGAACAAAGGCUUGCGAGGCGCGCCGAGAAGCAGAAAGCCGUAGAGGCUGAGGCGAUUAAGCAUGGACGAGAGUCGCCCCCGAACCUUGAACGCGGGGUUUUCGGUCGGGAAACUGCCGGCCUCGGCGUUGACCCAGCUUCUGCCGUUGUCACAUCCUCGAGAAUCCGAAAUACCCCUUCACCGGAAUACAACGGCGAGUCGGCGGAGCUCGACGGCGACAACUUGGAACCGUGCGAAGCGACCGACCGACCAGGCCCUGUGGCUACAUUCCACCGAGUCGACAGCCACCCGUUACCGCCGUUGGAAACCCUGCCCGACAUUAACGAGGACACCCCAGUUUUGGCGACCCCUGUAUCUAAGGGGUCGUUACGCCGGAAGUUCUCACGAUCCAAGUCCCCGCAACAAUCCACGACCAGGACGGACUGGUCGGAACAACCAUCAAAACCCUUGGAUGGAAGUAUUACCAAAAGCCCGCGGGCGUGGACCUCUUUGUUCAGAUGGGCUAGCAAAAGAAGACGGCACUCAAGAGGCCCGCCCUCAUUCUCCAAUACCUCUCGGGAUUCGAUGCAAACAAGCCCAACUCCCGCACUUACCAUAACCCCGACUCCGCUUCAUCUUGGAGCCGGGGUCCCCAAGAGAACUAUGUCACGCUUCCGUGAGGAUCUUCCAGAGUUCCCCAUCUCCCCUCCAGCAUCCCGUGUACAGUCGCCGGAAGCCGAAACCCAUCCGGCCCCCGCGGUAAUCCGCACCGACAUUCCCCCGGUUGCAGAAACGGCAGCAUCGUCACCAUCGACAUUCAGACCGAAACACGACUCGCAUAUCUCUGAGUCGCCUUCCGAAGAUAGAAUGCAGCAGACACCAUCCACCCUGAGCCACACGACUGGCCCGGGAAUUUCUCCCGAGCCCCAAGCGAUGUCGCUAGCCUCUAUCGAUUCUGAGGGAUCGUGGUUCGGUGGCGGACUAGGAAAGAAGCGCAAGUCCUCGGGGAUCAUGGAGCACGGACCUAGUUUGCAAUCAUCCCGUCGAACUCCCGAGUCGGACCACAGCAAUCUUCCGAUUAGCGAGAAUCCCAACGACGAUGUGUACAUCGCCAACGAUGACUACCUUUCGCGCCUUGCCCCUCCACACGGCGACCGCUCCGCGUUAAAUCGUAAAUCUACUGGAGAGGCCCGACCAUCGAGUGACUGGGGCGAAGAAGUGCCCCACUGGGGCAGCGUCGAAGGUCAGCAACCCACAGUUGUACGCUCUCAGGCUUUCGAUCGAAUCAAGAGUCGUGAGGGCUUGCUCCGAUCGUUUGAUGAAGAAGGUGUAGAGGGCACAGAGGGCGAGAGCGACGCCAGCGACAAUGUUGGGCUUCAGCGGGCGACAAGCAUCGACUAUGGGAAGGCGCACGCUCGGCGCAUCAGCGCCGGGAGCGCACGGCUGCUCUCAAUUUCGCCUCGUUCCUCAGUCGACGCGAAGACGGCAACCUUGCACUCCGGAAUGGAUGCAUAA
Dichotomopilus funicola is the source of this 2427-nucleotide messenger RNA. RefSeq lists its product as uncharacterized. The transcript has 2 exons. NCBI's taxonomy places the organism in Eukaryota, Fungi, Ascomycota, Sordariomycetes, Sordariales, Chaetomiaceae. The record is from RefSeq and is a predicted model, not a curated record. Bases 1 to 2427 code for a protein of 808 amino acids.